Miniopterus natalensis is the source of this 950-nucleotide messenger RNA. It is a transcript of the gene TMEM69, whose product is annotated as transmembrane protein 69. NCBI's taxonomy places the organism in Eukaryota, Metazoa, Chordata, Mammalia, Chiroptera, Miniopteridae. The record is from RefSeq and is a predicted model, not a curated record.
AUUCUCCACUUGCCGGAAGUGCCUUUUCUGGAGUACUGGGCAGUUCUUGCAGCUGGGCUUUCCGUUUCCCCGCGCGACCUUAGCAACAACAUGCUUCUGAUUCAGCCUGUCCACUUAGUUGUAAAAGUACAUUAAUCAGAACGACCUGGCAUCUUCCUGAGCAAGACUUCAUUAGGGCCCAGUAUGCUUUACUUCAUCCAGAAGUUUUCUCAAGCAUCUUCAAAGAUGCUGAAGUAUCCUUUCACAGUCAGACUAGGAUCCAGCAGGAGAACAGAAACUCUUUCUCUCAAGACAUGUCUCCAGGAGAACUUUUCACCUUUGGUUUUAAGGCCUUGGCCUUUCACAUCAUUUCCAGUGUGUGUGAACAAGACACAAUACUAUCAUACUUCUCCAUGCAGCUUUAAGAAGCAGAAGCAAGAAUUACUUCCAGCCAGGCCACCAAAAACUAUUACAUACCUGCCUGACAGCCCAAAGCCAGCAUUAUACGUGUCUCUGGCAGGACUAAUCCCCUUCCUUGCGCCACCACUGGUCAUGGUAAUGACAAAGACUUAUAUCCCCGUAUUAGCUUUUAGUCAGAUGGCUUAUGGAGCCAGUUUCCUGUCUUUCUUGGGAGGGAUCAGAUGGGGUUUUGUUCUCCCAGAAGGUAGUCCAGCCAAACCAGACUUCCUCAAUUUAGCUAGUAGUACAGCUCCUGUCAUGUUUUCAUGGGUUGCCUUCCUUAUUUCUGAAAGGCUCAGUGAAGCUGUAGUCACAGUAAUAAUAGGUUUGGGGAUAGCAUUACAUAAUGAAAUUUUCCUCUUGCCACACUAUCCCAACUGGUUCAAAGCCCUGAGGAUAGUAGUCACUUUAGUGGCCUUUUUAUCAUUUGUAUUCACUUUACUACUUAAAGAUAUUUAUCCAGAGAAGGACCCACGAGAUCUGGUCAAGUAGAAUAAAUAUAAAACUCUGUA